UGGUUUGAGAGUCCGGGUACCGUUAGCAGGAAACCGAGCUUUCGAGCCCAUUUUCACUUCGAAGGCGACACAAAAGACACAUAUUUCUCACGGAAAGCGGUUUUUCCUUUCUUUCUUCCAGCUAACACAUAUAAGGUUGGAUUCGUUUUAGACCGGAAGCCAUUUGACUGGCGCCGUUGUUCUGAUGGGAAAAAGUUUUCUGCUGGUUUCGCCUACUGCUCGCCUGUUUUAUUAGCGUUUUUCUUGUUUUGUUUUCUUCUUCCUACUUUUUGAACCCCAAGCGGACGACUAACAGCAAAGAUGCCGAAAACGAUUAGUGUACGAGUCACCACGAUGGAUGCAGAACUGGAGUUUGCCAUUCAGCCCACGACAACAGGAAAGCAACUGUUUGACCAGGUGGUGAAGACCAUCGGGCUGAGGGAGGUUUGGUACUUUGGACUCCAGUACCAGGAUACAAAGGGUUUGUCUACGUGGCUCAAGCUCAAUAAGAAGGUCACUGCCCAAGAUGUGAGGAAGGAGAGUCCGCUGCUGUUUAAGUUCCGUGCCAAGUUCUUUCCUGAGGAUGUGUCAGAGGAGUUAAUCCAGGAUGCCACCCAGCGGCUGUUCUUCCUGCAGGUGAAGGAGGGAAUCCUAAAUGAUGAUAUCUACUGCCCCCCAGAGACGGCCGUCCUCUUGGCCUCCUAUGCAGUGCAAGCGAAGUAUGCAGACUACAACAAGGAAGUCCACACGGCAGGUUAUCUGUCUAAUGAACAUCUGCUCCCUCAGAGAGUCCUGGACCAGCACAAACUCAGCAAGGAACAGUGGGAGGAGAGGAUUCAAGUGUGGCAUGAAGAGCACAAAGGAAUGAUGAGAGAGGAAUCCAUGAUGGAGUACCUGAAGAUUGCCCAAGACCUGGAGAUGUAUGGAGUCAACUACUUCAACAUCAAGAAUAAGAAAGGAACAGAGUUGUGGCUGGGAGUGGAUGCUUUGGGACUCAACAUUUAUGAACAGAAUGAUAAAAUGACACCCAAAAUUGGAUUUCCUUGGAGUGAAAUCAGGAAUAUUUCCUUCAACGACAAGAAAUUUGUCAUUAAACCAAUUGACAAGAAAGCACCAGACUUUGUAUUUUACGCUCCGAGGCUGCGGAUCAACAAGCGCAUUUUGUCUCUGUGCAUGGGAAAUCACGAGCUGUACAUGCGCCGCCGUAAACCCGACACCAUCGAAGUGCAGCAGAUGAAGGCUCAGGCCCGGGAGGAGAAGAAUCUCAAGAAGAUGGAACGGGCUCUGCUGGACAAUGAAAAGAGGAAAAGGGAAACUGCAGAAAAGGAAAAGGAGAAGAUCGAAAAGGAAAAAGAAGACUUAAUGAAACGGUUAAGGCAGAUUGAGGAGCAGACUAAACAGGCCCAACAAGAACUGGAGGAGCAAACAAUGAGAGCUCUCGAGUUGGAGCAGGAGAGAAAGCGAGCUCAGGUGGAGGCUGAACGCUUGGAGGCGGAUUUGAAGGGCGCAGAAGAUGCCAAGAUGGCGCUCCUGCAGCAGUCCGAGAACCAGAUGAAGAACCAAGAGCACCUGGCCACUGAGUUAGCUGAGCUGACAUCUAAGAUUUCCCUUCUGGAGGAUUCCAAGAAGAAGAAGGAAGAGGAGGCAGUGCUGUGGCAACAUAAGGCCACCAUGGUGCAGGAGGACUUGGAGAAGACCAAAGAAGAGCUCAAAAACAAAGUGACGGUGGUCCAUGUUCAGGAGCCCAUCAACACUGAGAAUGAGCACGAUGAGAACGACGAAAGCAGUGCAGAGGCCAGCGCCGAGUUCACAUCUGCGGCCGAGUACAACAAGGAUCGCAGCGAGGAAGAGCGCAUGACAGAGGCGGAGAAGAAUGAGCGUUUGCAGAAACAUCUACUCGCUUUGAGCUCAGAGCUGGCCAACGCUCGGGACGAGACCAAGAAGACGGUCAACGACAUGAUCCACGCCGAGAACAUGCGAGCGGGGCGAGACAAGUACAAGACCCUCAGACAGAUCCGGUCAGGGAACACCAAGCAGCGCAUUGAUGAGUUUGAAUGUAUGUGAUGUGUGGCAGUCGUGAGGCUCAGUCCACCAGACUGCAGCCGUGCGUCACUCAAGCGCUUUGUCUCCUACAAAUUCAAUCAGCUCCAAAUCAGCACAAUGUACAAAUAUGGAAGGAAAUUGCUCUUUUUUUUUUUUAACUCCGCAAGUCACUGGUGGAUAAGGGACAUACUGUAUUUUAUAAGUGCCUUCGUCACGAGGGAGGUUUUGUAGCAUAUCUAUGAUAAAAACAUCAACUAUUUGUCAUUUUGUAUCUUAAAAAUAAAGAGCUGAAGGGCCAGCCUAACUCUGUGCCCUUUACAUAAACAUUUCUGUUGUACAUGUGCAAAGUGCAUUUCUCUGAUUAUUUUCAUUAAUUGAAGUCAUACAAAUUAGAACCCUAAAAAGAAAUUGAACCUAAAUAUCUCGUCUAUGCAUCAGACCUAACAUAUCGUACGUUUAAAGCUCAGAGUUUAGUUUUUAAUCAAAUAGUUUUGUUAUUGCAAAUGGAUACACUGUAGAUCUUUUCAAUGCAGCGUCCUGCAUACAGUAUGUCUUCUGUAAAGUGGAAUAAAAGAACAAUCUGACCUUACCUAAAAUGCCUUUUUGCAUAUAAUCAUUUUCUUUAACAUGCACUGGAACAUCGCAAUUUGCAAUAUUAACCAAAACAAUAAGCAGGAGCUCCAAUUCAUGCAUAUUUUUUUUUCAAAUAUACUGUAUGUAUUUAAUGAAUAACUUUUGUAUUUUUGUGAUUUGGAUUUUUUUCUGAUGUGAUAGAAUCAUGUACGGUGUCAUUAUAAAAGAAAAGAAAAAAGAAAAAAACACUGCUGAGGAUAUUUUUGUAUGACAGAAAAUCAUCAAUACUGAAGAAAGUAUUAGUUGUAAAGUAAUGAGGCUAGUUGAAGGAACAAGCAACACCCUGAGCACCAAUAACAAUACAUUUUACUUCACAACGUCAACCGUGAAUCUGCAAAUUAAUAUCAAGUGCCACCAUGGAGGGUUUUGCUUGUUCAUACGUUUUUAGACAUUAAUCUUUGAAAGAUGUAUUUACAAUAUUUUGCAAGGUCAAAAUAAAAGUAUUAUAGCAGUAGGUGUUUUUUCUAUUUACUCUAUUUUCAUGCGUCCAGCUUGUUAUACAGUCAUAGUAUUUUUUUGUCCAUUCUUCCUCAAAGUACCAAGAAUACACUUUGCUAUUUUGGAUACAUUUUGACAAUAACUUAUUUAAAUGAUGCUGUAAUUAAUGUUGGAGAUGAACAGGCAUAUUAACAUGUACGUCUGCAGCUCUUAUGUGAAAGAGGUGGACUCCGUGAUGUUUGAAAUAUGAAGGAUUAUGAAUGAUAAUUACCGGUUAGCGUGUAUUGCCAAAGUUGCUCAUCAGAACCUGUUUGCUUCCUUUUCACCAGUGAAUAAAAUAACACAAAAAAUGCUUUA
Molecule: messenger RNA, 3450 nt
Organism: Nerophis lumbriciformis (worm pipefish)
Lineage: Eukaryota; Metazoa; Chordata; Actinopteri; Syngnathiformes; Syngnathidae
Product: moesin-like
Cellular component (GO): cytoskeleton
Molecular function (GO): actin binding
Source: RefSeq, a predicted model, not a curated record